Lithohypha guttulata is the source of this 1020-nucleotide messenger RNA. RefSeq names its product Electron transfer flavoprotein alpha-subunit (gene ETF1). Gene Ontology annotation, biological process: fatty acid beta-oxidation using acyl-CoA dehydrogenase. Lineage: Eukaryota; Fungi; Ascomycota; Eurotiomycetes; Chaetothyriales; Trichomeriaceae. The record is from RefSeq and is a predicted model, not a curated record. The transcript has 2 exons. Gene Ontology annotation, cellular component: mitochondrion. Gene Ontology annotation, molecular function: flavin adenine dinucleotide binding; electron transfer activity. Bases 1 to 1020 code for a protein of 339 amino acids.
AUGCUACCUAUAGCGAGGAACAGCGCACUCUGUGCUAUAAGACAACAGCACAGGAUAUCAUCCCUCCAACGUCUCGCCUCAACCCUCGCCAUCCUCGAACAGCGCGAAGGUGGGCUCAACUCAGGUUCUCUAGGAGCAAUAACAGCAGGUCAGAAGCUCGGAGGAACAAUCCAUGGCUUCAUUGCUGGCAAGAGCGUCAAGAGCAUUGCCGAAGAGGUCGCAAAGGCCAAUGGACUGGAAAAAGUGAUCAUGGUCGAGAACGAAGCAUACGAGCGCAUGUUACCUGAGAAUUAUGCGACGUUACUGGUUGAAAAUAUUAAAAAGGGAGGAUAUACGCAUGUGGUUGUUGGACAUAGCUCUUUUGGAAAGAGUGUGUUGCCACGGGUUGCGGCGUUGUUGGACGUCCAGCAAUUGACAGAUGUUAUGAAGAUUGAGAGUGAGGACACCUUCGUCCGACCUAUCUACGCUGGCAAUGCUAUCCUCACAGUUCAAUCCACCGACCCCAUCAAAUGCUUCACUAUUCGGCAAACCGCCUUUCCACCCACAGCGCUCGAGUCUGGCUCCGCCACCAUCGAAGAAGGCGUCGAUCCCAAAGCCGAAACGCAAACAGAAUGGAUAUCAGAAGAACUAGCCAAGUCUGACAGACCUGAGCUCGCGACCGCAGAGAAAGUCGUCUCGGGCGGACGAGGUCUGAAAUCGAAAGAGGAAUUUGACAAGCUCAUCCCACCACUAGCUGACGCACUAGGCGCUGCAAUCGGUGCUUCAAGAGCAGCUGUAGACAGUGGCUUUGCAGACAACAGUUUACAAGUUGGACAAACGGGAAAGAACGUGGCGCCUCAGUUGUAUCUGUGUGCGGGUAUCAGUGGUGCGAUCCAGCAUCUGGCAGGAAUGAAGGACAGCAAGGUCAUCGCGUGUAUCAACAAAGAUGCGGACGCGCCAAUAUUUCAGGUCGCAGAUGUCGGAUUAGUGGGAGAUCUGUUUGAUAAGGUGCCUGAGUUGACGGAGAAGCUGAAGAAAUAG